AUGGCCUCGAUACUGCCGUCCGUUACUCUACACCUUAAUCCCUGGAGAAAUUAUGACGACUUCCAGCACCACACGCUGGCCCAACGCCAUGAGUACAUGAUCGGGCGACUGGAGAGCGCGCGGCGACGGGAAUGGGUUUGGGUCGUAAUCGUCGCCGGUAUUGGCUUCUUCACCGACGCCUACGCAAUCUUCUCGGUCAACAUGGUUGUCCCUAUGCUCGAAAUCGUGUACUGGCAGGGAGAGGACGAGCAUAUGCAGAACAACUACAAAGUCGCCUUGAGUAUUUCCACGUUGGGCGGCGCCCUGGUCGGUCAGAUCAUGUUUGGCGUCGCUGCUGACAUUUGGGGCCGGCGCAAAAUGUAUGGUCUCGAGUUAAUUGUUCUGAUCUUCACCACCAUCGGCCUGGCCCUUUCGUCGGAGGGAGCCUUUGGUUCCAUCUCGGUCAUCGGGCUCCUCAUCUUCUGGCGCUUCUUCAUGGGCCUGGGGCUCGGGGGCGACUAUCCACUCAGCGCAGUGAUAUGCUCAGAAUUCGCUCCUACUCGCAUUCGAGGCCAGAUGCUUGCCGCCGUCUUCUUCUGCCAGUCGCUUGGUGCGCUGGCGGCGAACAUCGUGGCCCUCAUCGCAGUGGCCGGUUUUCGCCACCAACUGAGGCAAGAUAUCACGGGGACCAUGUGCAGCGAGGCGUGCAUCCGAGAUGUUGACCGCAUAUGGCGGCUGAUUGUCGGUCUUGGGGCGGUUCCAGCUUUCAUUGCCCUGUGGUUUCGACUAACCAUUGUUGAGUCCCCGCGAUAUACCGCAGAAGUCACCCAAAAUAGCCUACAGGCCGCCGCCGAUGCCUCAUACUUCUUCCGCUCCGAGGAAGGCGUUACUGAGCCACCGAUGCGCCAAGUCACCGAAGAUGGCAUCUCUCCCACCACCACAAGGCCGGAUUCCUAUCCCCCAAGUAUCAACAGCACUCAGUCUUCAGCGGCACAAGGCAUCAACCCCCCUGUUGACCUGCCGACAUUUUGGACGGCGUUCAAAGCGUUUGCUGUCAAACCCAGAGUCUUCAGACUGCUCUUUGCGACCUGCUCUUGCUGGUUCCUUCUGGACAUACCUUUCUACGGUCUUGGGCUGCUUAGCCCCGACAUCAUCAGAACAAUCUGGUCUGGCAGCGGUACUGAAGAUCCGCCACUGUAUGAUUCGUAUUUUCAGAAUUCGUACCGCAGCAUGGUUGUUGUGUCGUCGGGGGCGGUCGUUGGAAACAUUCUCGCCAUCUUUGCCAUUGACCGGUUGGGCCGGCGCAAGAUGCAACUGAACGGAUUCUUCUGGCUGUUCAUCCUGAAUCUCCUCAUUGGAGCGACCUUUCGGCCGCUGGCGCGAGGUCACGAUUCGUCUGCUCUGAUUGUCUUUUAUGUUCUGUCGCAGGUCUUCUUCAACUUCGGACCAAAUACAACAACUUAUAUUAUCCCAGCUGAGAUCUUCCCCACGCGCUUCCGCUGCACAUCGCACGGUCUAGCCGCAGCUUGUGGAAAGCUCGGUUCCGUGAUUGCUCAGUGCUUCCUGGCCUACAUCAACUUUGGACAUGGAUCCAACCAGAGCGGCUCCGAUCCGACAAAUUGGCUGGGCUAUGCCCUUCUCUGCCUAUCCGCCUUCAUGUUUCUCGGCCUUCUGGUCACGUACUUCUUCAUUCCGGAUGUUAAGGACUCCAAGGGGGAUGUGAAGUCUCUGGAGGCCCUGGCGGCCAAUUUAUUUGAACCGACAGAAACGCCCAACGGACCUGGCACUACCAUUAUUACUAUCAAUGAUGGCCGUGCAGUUCCUGUAUAA
Messenger RNA from Aspergillus calidoustus, 1809 nucleotides. Lineage: Eukaryota; Fungi; Ascomycota; Eurotiomycetes; Eurotiales; Aspergillaceae. The record is from the annotation of a GenBank genome assembly.